GUUCUACCCCUGUCUUCCCCAAAACUAAAUAUCAUCUUCUUCCUAUAAAAACCCCUUCCCAUCUUCCCCUUCAAUCCCCUCCCUCCGCCUGUUCAGUGUUCAUCAAUCCCACAACUCCAACCUCCCAAAAACCUGCAUUUCCUUUCCCCCCCCCACCAUCUCAAUCUUUUCCUUACUGCCAUGGAUUCCUACAACAAAACUUCCUCCCCUUUCGACUGCCUUCUCUUCGCAGAUUUGGACGACACCCUUUACUCUUCCAAGAUUGGAAUAGCCGAAGCUCUCCGGAACAACAUCGACGAUUUUCUGGUUGAGAAAUGUGGAUUCUCCCAGCACAAAGCUCCAAGUCUCCGAUCGGAGCUCUUCAAGACUUACGGCAGCUCUCUUGCCGGCUUACGGGCGUUAGGCUACAAUAUCGACGCCGAUGAGUACCACAGUUUCGUGCACGGAAGAUUGCCUUACCACUUGAUCAAGCAAGAACCUCAACUACGCAACCUCCUGAGAAGUAUCCCCCAAAGGAAAAUCAUAUUCACGAACUCGGACAGGAACCACGCAAUCGCGGCGCUGAAAAGGCUAGGAUUGGAAGACUGCUUCGAAAAGAUCAUCUGCUUCGAGACCAUGAACCCGAACCUGCCCAACUCGACCCGACCCGACGAGUUCCCGGUCCUCCUCAAGCCCUCCAUGGACGCCAUGAAAAUCGCCCUCCGCGCCGCCGACGUCGAUCCCCGCCGCACGCUGUUUCUAGACGACAACUCCCGCAACGUGGCAGCAGGGAAAGCUCUGGGCCUCUCCACCGUCCUGGUAGGGAAGACGGUGAAGAGCCCAGAAGCGGACUACGUGCUGGAAAAGAUCCACAAUCUCGCACAGGUGGUGCCGGAGAUCUGGGCCGCCGCCACCGGCGAUCAACGGAUCAACCGGAGCAAGAGCAAGAGCGAGAUGGAUUCGAUUCUCGUCACCGCCGCGGCCACUGUGAUGGCCUAAUUGGAAGGUUGAACGUAACUGUACACAAGAUCUGCGUACAUUACUAUGGAGUUAAAUGGUACAUAGGUGUAAACAAGUUGCUAGAGUAACGUGAUGGGCGUGACAAAUAAAGGGGAAAAAAAGAACAAGUUGUACAUGUGAUGUGUAUUACUAAUUAAUGGGUUUAAUGUAAUGUUUGUAACGAGGUUUCAUGGUGUUGAAGAAGUGGAAAUAAGAAAUGUAAAGUUGCUUUCUAGAACCUUCUGGGUUUGUUGUUAUUUUGAUAUGAUCGAUUGUUAAGAAGCCUUGGGUUGGUGUGGGGAAUGGGAUCACGAUUAGUAUGCAUUAGGAUAUUCCACCAAUUUGUUCGACCAAAUUUGACCGCACUCAAGCAUAUGCCUAGGAAGCCUGUUGAUUAGGUAAACGGAAUGAAAGAAUGCAAUCAUUUCAUUAUUGUAAAGGAAGCCAAACUACAAAGGUAAAGAUAGUCUAACUAACGGUAGCUUCAAGCGAGACAUGUUGGUGUUUCAGGAGGUAUGAGGUUGUUG
This is a messenger RNA of Linum tenue, 1505 nucleotides long. Lineage: Eukaryota; Viridiplantae; Streptophyta; Magnoliopsida; Malpighiales; Linaceae. The record is from the annotation of a GenBank genome assembly.